This is a messenger RNA of Tupaia belangeri chinensis (Chinese tree shrew), 1972 nucleotides long. RefSeq names its product RELT like 1 (gene RELL1). The coding region runs from base 85 to 897 and encodes 270 amino acids. The transcript is spliced from 7 exons. NCBI's taxonomy places the organism in Eukaryota, Metazoa, Chordata, Mammalia, Scandentia, Tupaiidae. The record is from RefSeq and is a predicted model, not a curated record. Gene Ontology annotation, cellular component: plasma membrane. Gene Ontology annotation, biological process: positive regulation of p38MAPK cascade.
UAGAUCGGCCCGCCGGCUCCGGGGCUGGACUCCGUGCCGGAUCGCGGGACCGGCGUCCCGGGGAGGAGGGCGUAGGGACGCGCGAUGGCUCCGCGGGGACUCCCGGGGUCCGCCGCCCUCGCCGCUGCUGUCUUCGUGGGAGGCGCUGUGAGCUCGCUGCUGGUGGCCCCGGUCAAUGGGGGCAGCCAUGCGUUGCACUCCCAGACAGAGACGACCCAGUCGCCCACUGACGGUAACAACAGACACCCUGAGUACAUCGCAUACGCGCUCGUCCCUGUGUUCUUCAUCAUGGGGCUCUUGGGCGUCCUCAUCUGCCACCUGCUAAAGAAGAAAGGCUAUCGUUGUACCACAGAAGCUGAGCAAGACGUCGAGGAGGAAAAGGUUGAAAAGAUAGAAUUGAAUGACAGCAUAAAUGAAAAUAGUGACACUGUUGGACAAAUUGUCCACUACAUCAUGAAAAAUGAAGCAAAUGCUGAUGUUUUGAAGGCCAUGGUAGCUGAUAACAGUGUGUAUGAUCCUGAAAGUCCUGUGACUCCCAGCACUCCGGGGAGCCCACCUGUGAGUCCUGGGCCUUUGUCACCAGGGGGCACCCCAGGAAAGCACGUCUGUGGCCACCAUCUGCACACAGUGGGCGGUGUUGUCGAGAGGGACGUGUGUCAUCGGUGUAGGCACAAGCGAUGGCACUUCACGAAACCCACCAACAAGUCCAAAGAAAGCCGACCGAGGCGCCAAGGAGAGGUCACCGUCCUUUCUGUAGGCAGGUUUAGAGUUACAAAAGUGGAGCACAAGGCAAACCAGAAGGAGCGGAGGAGUUUGAUGUCCGUUGGUGGGACUGAGAGUGUCAACGGGGACGUGCCUGUGACACCCGUGAAGAGAGAACGGAGUGGCACGGAGUAGCAGAAUAUCUCAAAGGCCAAGUGCAAAGACUUGGGAUGGAUUGUACCCUGAAAGCCCUAUUGGAACGCGAGCUGAACAUUAAGGAGCAAGAGUUUAUACUUACAAAGACAGGGGAGAGAGGCAGAUGGGGAGUGUCAGGCAGGGUCCUUGAAGCUACAGGGAAAUAGCAAAGUUGAACCUGAACACUGGAUCUAGGUUCACUUCUUAGUUUGCCACUCCUUAACAAGGGGACCUGGACCAGGGACUCCAGUUUUUAAAUGCUUCAGUGGAAAUAUUGUUUCCUGCCAUGAGGGAUGGCAGUGAGAUUUCCCUGGAGAAACACAAGCCCAAGGCUUGGCACAUAGGGAACGCUAAGUCAGUGCUACUGAUGGUGUGAGUUAAUUCACUUUGGGUCAGUGUAGCUGAGUGGAGGAGAGCAGUGGCUUGAGCGAUGAAGCUCCUCGGAUAAAUAAUCUGCCCAGGCUCGGAGGGGUUGAACGUAUUCCGGAAGUAAUCUGGAAGAGUUCUGUUCCUGAAUUCUCUGACACAUAGGGGCUUUAGUAAGUGUUGGUGUGUGCAGUCUCCCAUUUGGGGAGAUCUGGCCCCUUCCACUGAGUUUAGGAGCGAAGUAGGUGGCUUCUUUCAAGAAGAGGAAGUGCAGAAAAGUCUGUCUUUGGCUUCUCAGCCAGUUAUGGGUGACCAUGGGGAAAGAAGACAAGAGGCAUUUAGGAAAAGAAAGGGGAGGUGAAAAUAGUGACAACCACAGCUAUGUGGAUUCAGUACUUCAGCCUUCUAGGCAUUGGACUGAUAUGUAUGUCCCGUGUCGUCAUGAUGAAACAUCUAACGGUGUUGAUACUGUCAUCUCAUAUUUACCGAUGAGGAAACUGAAGGAUGGAAAGGGUGAAUUACAUGGUGGUCACAGAGGUGCAAAGAGGAGCUGAGAUCUCAACCUAGCUCUCACAAGAUCAGCCACCCUCGCUUCUGUCACCCUCAGUGCUCAUGAAGGAGAAACUCUAUAGACACAUGAAUGGAUUCUUGCUUAUGCCAUGAUCUAAAACUUCCCUGGUCUAAUAUGGUAGCCAUUUAAAUUUAUGUG